CCAAAGAAUACCAUACCGUGGCCUUUCCAACUUAGCUUCAAGCAACAAUCCAAAACCCCCGAGGCUUUCUCACCCUAAACGACGCCUCGCCCACCUUGAACCUUACCUUUCCAUACCUUGGACCUACUACUACCACCACUACUACCACUACUACCCGACUACCCUCCUGUUAUUCAUCCUUCUCCUCCUGUUCUAUUCUCCCGUUCGCCGCAGCUCCUUCCUUCCUUCCUUCCUUCCCUCAUUUCCUUUUUCUUUUUUUUAUAUUCACACACCCACCCCUCCUCCAGAAAAACCAUGGCUCAAAUACGCGGUACCGCAGGCUAUCACUUGGGUAAUCAGAGCCCCUUCGGCAACGCUGGACGCAAUGAUGGGAGCACAAACGACCCAAGCCCGCUCGACGCACUAAGGGCACAAACAAGCAAAGUUGAGGACUUUCUGGACACUCUCUCCGACCCUAUCAAGCCAUACUUGCCUGCGAUCGGACGAUUCUUAAUCGUCGUAACCUUCCUCGAAGAUGCGCUCCGAAUCAUGACCCAAUGGAACGACCAGCUCACCUAUCUCCACGAUUACCGACACAUUUGGAACGGCGUUACACACCUCUUCCUCAUCGUAAACGUGAUCGCUAUGACCGUCUGCUCCAUCAUGAUCAUUGCCCGCAAGCACUCCGACUUUGGUGUUUUUGGUCUCAUCGGUGUUGUGGUUCUCCAGGGUGUCGGAUAUGGAUUGGUGUUUGACCUGAACUUCUUCUUGCGCAACUUGUCCGUCAUGGGUGGACUUCUCAUGGUCCUUUCCGACUCAUGGGUGCGCAAGAGGUUUGCUCCCGCCGGUCUCCCUCAAUUGGACGAGAAGGACAGGAAGAUGUACUUCCAGCUCGCUGGACGUGUCCUCUUGAUCUUCCUCUUUGUCGGCUUUGUUUUCCGUGGCGACUGGAACGUCUGGAGGAUCAGCGUCAGCUUGCUCGGCUUCGUCGCCUGCGUCAUGGUCAUUGUUGGAUUCAAGGCCAAGUGGAGUGCCACCAUGCUCGUCGUCAUCCUCAGCGUCUUCAACCUCAUCGUUAACAACUUCUGGACCCUCCACCCCCACCACCCCCACAAGGAUUUCGCCAAGUACGAUUUCUUCCAGAUCCUCUCCAUUGUUGGUGGUCUCCUCUUGCUGGUCAACAUGGGUCCCGGACAGUUCUCCGUCGACGAGAAGAAGAAGGUUUACUAAACGACAAAAUCUAUUGAUCCCUUUCACGAAUUUUGAGUCUACAUCCCAGCAUUUACGCGCAGAAUUCACGACAGAGAUGAAUCCAUCUUAUUCCUUUUCUCAGAUCACUCGUCAUAUCGCAAUUGUACAACCCUAGCUCUACGGCCGACGCACCAACAGCAAGAGGAACAAGACGGAAAGAAACCCACCGC
This is a messenger RNA of Aaosphaeria arxii CBS 175.79, 1400 nucleotides long. Its product is annotated as SURF4-domain-containing protein. NCBI's taxonomy places the organism in Eukaryota, Fungi, Ascomycota, Dothideomycetes, Pleosporales. Gene Ontology annotation, biological process: Golgi organization. The transcript has 4 exons. Gene Ontology annotation, cellular component: endoplasmic reticulum-Golgi intermediate compartment; membrane; endoplasmic reticulum. The coding region runs from base 295 to 1209 and encodes 304 amino acids. The record is from RefSeq and is a predicted model, not a curated record.